This is a messenger RNA of Sorex fumeus (smoky shrew), 1980 nucleotides long. RefSeq names its product zinc finger protein 398 (gene ZNF398). Gene Ontology annotation, biological process: regulation of transcription by RNA polymerase II. Bases 34 to 1980 code for a protein of 648 amino acids. NCBI's taxonomy places the organism in Eukaryota, Metazoa, Chordata, Mammalia, Eulipotyphla, Soricidae. The transcript is spliced from 6 exons. Gene Ontology annotation, cellular component: nucleus. Gene Ontology annotation, molecular function: DNA-binding transcription factor activity, RNA polymerase II-specific; RNA polymerase II transcription regulatory region sequence-specific DNA binding. The record is from RefSeq and is a predicted model, not a curated record.
GAAGAGCCGGGGGCCACCCCGCCGCGCAGCGCCAUGGCCGAGGCGGCCCCCGCUCCGACCCCCGAGUGGGACUCUGAGUGUCUCUCGUCCCUGCUGCCGCUGCCCACGCCUCCGGCUGCCAGCGACGCCCACCUGCAGACCGCGGCCAUCUCCCUGUGGACGGUGGUGGCCGCCGUGCAGGCCAUCGAGAGGAAGGUGGAGGUGCACAGCCGGCGGCUCCUGCAGCUGGAGGGCCGCGCGGGCAGCGCCGAGAAGAAGCUGGCCGACUGCGAGAAGACGGCGGCCGAGCUGGGCCAGCAGCUGGAGGGCAAGUGGGCCGUGCUGGGCACGUUGCUGCAGGAGUACGGGCUGCUGCAGCGGCGCCUGGAGAACAUGGAGAACCUGCUGCGGAACCGCAACUUCUGGGUCCUGCGGCUGCCGCCCGGCGUGAAAGGCGACACCCCCAAGGUGCCGGUGACGUUCGACGACAUCUCCAUCUGCUUCUCCACGCCGGAGUGGGAAAAACUGGAGGAGUGGCAGAAGGAGCACUACAGGAGCAUGAAGGGCACCUCUGAGCCGCCGGCGCCCACAGAUUACGCCAUGAACCCGCCGGAUGUCCUGUCUCAGAUGCAGCCUGAGGGAGAACACAGGACGGAGGCCCCGGCGGGCCCCGAGGGAGCUGAGAUCCCAGCCCAGCCCACAGAAGAACCCGGCAUCUCCACGUCAGACAUUCUGUCCUGGAUUAAACAAGAGGAAGAGCCUCCGGCCGGGGCCCCUCCAGAGCCUCCAGAGAGUGACAUCUACAAAGGCACCUUCGCUGACGGAGAGCUGGUCAUCAAAUCCGAAGGCCUGGUCAGGCCCUCCCUGUGCCCGGAGGGUCCCGCCACCUUCUCGUCCCCGCCCGACCCCGCGGCCGCCAAGGACGCCUUCCCGGAUGUGGCUUUCAAAAGCCCGCAGCCUGCGCCCAUGGUCCCGUUCGGAACCCCGGCCCCGGCGCUGGCCGAGGCCCCCGAGGGCCAGGUGACCUUCACCCAGCUGGGCAGCGCCUACCCGCUCCCGGCGCCGGCCGCCGAGCCCGUGUUCUCGUGCCCGCGCUGCGGCAAGGGCCUGAGCCAGGACACGCUGCUGAGCCACCAGUGCGGCCCCCUGGCCGGGCCGGCCCUGCCCUGCGCCCAGUGCCCCAAGCACUUCCCCCCGCUGCCGCCGCCCCCGCCACCGCCGGCCACGGGCCCCGCGCCCCCGGCGCCCCCGGCGCCCCCGACCUGCCCGCACUGCGCCCGGACCUUCACGCACCCGUCGCGCCUGACCUACCACCUGCGCGUGCACAGCAGCGCCGAGCGCCCCUUCCCCUGCCCCGACUGCCCCAAGCGCUUCGCCGACCCCGCGCGCCUGGCCGGCCACCGGCGCGCGCACGCCAGCGAGCGCCCCUUCCGCUGCCCGCAGUGCGGCCGCAGCUUCAGCCUCAAGCUCAGCCUCCUGCUGCACCAGCGCGGCCACGCGCACGAGCGGCCCUUCUCCUGCCCGCAGUGCGGCAUCGACUUCCACGGCCACUCGGCGCUCAUCCGCCACCAGAUGAUCCACACGGGCGAGCGGCCCUACCCGUGCCCGGACUGCAGCAAGAGCUUCAUGCGCAAGGAGCACCUGCUCAACCACCGGCGCCUGCACACGGGCGAGCGGCCCUACCCCUGCGCGCACUGCGGCAAGAGCUUCAUCCGCAAGCAUCACCUGCUCAAGCACCUGCGCACCCACACGGGCGAGCGGCCCUACACCUGCGCGCCCUGCGGCAAGCGCUUCCGCUACAAGCAGACGCUCAAGGACCACCUGCGCGCCGGCUGCGGCGGCGGCAGUGGCGGCGGGGACGGCCAGCCUGCUGGGCAGCUGCCCGACCCGCCGGGGCCGCCGCUCCUGGCCGGCCUCGAGACCUCCGGGCUGGGGGGCAGCGCUGCGGGCCUGGAGGCCGGCCCCUGGUACGGGGACGGGAGCGCAGGGGGCGCCGUGUAG